CCCUCAAUGUAAACAAUCAUUUUUAAAGCCCCAUGUAUCUGACCCGAAAUAAAUUUAGUCAAAGGUUUUUAUUGUGGGAAUUUAAAGCAGGCGGAAACAAACAAAGGUCUUUACAGGAUCUGCUAAUGUUUUAUUUACAAUGUGCAAGGAAGCAUUUCCGUUUCCGUGUUUGUGUUUGUGUGGAGUUUAAAGAUGUAAUAAUUCACACACAAGAAGUCCGACUGGAACUAAUGCGUCACAACCGUCCUUAAUCAUCAUCAUCAUCAUCAUCAUCAUUUUCUUCAUCAUAAUCAGCCUGGUGCUGAGUGUGUCAGUGUCAGCAGUCUGAAAGGGUUCUUGAGACACAUUUCUGGAGACGCAAAUUGAAGUGUGUGUGUGUGGUUCUUCCAGGAAGUGGAUCUGACUGUUCCUUUUGAUCCUGUUUGUCCGGAUUGUUCCUGUUAUUCCGGAGUGUUCCCAGUGUUUUCGGCGUCAUGGAUGCUCCAGUCCACAACUGGCCAUGUUCGUACUACGUUAACGGUGAUAAGCGCUGGGUAAGUGGUCGUCUGUCUCUGACCUCGAGUGCCGUCCGCUUCAGUCCGUCGGCAGGCAGAGACAGCGGUGCGGUUCUCCUGCUCCCGCUGUCCCGUGUCACCCACAUCAACACCGAGUCGUCCUGCUUCAUCUUCAGUGCUGUCACCCUGCAGGAGCGAGACGGACAAAAGCACUGGUUCUCAUCCCUAAAGCCGAGCGCCGGCGCCGUGUUCCACGUCCUGCAGCACUUCUGGAAAGAGACGCUCGCCCUGCACACACACUCCACACACACUCCGCUCAGUCGUGGCCAGAGACUCAUCAGCAUGGUGAGCGACUCCCAACACACACUCUCACACACCGGCCAGGUGCUCAGUCAGCAGGGAGAACAGUUCCACCACAUGAUCCACCAGCUCGACAAGAUGGAGUCCGACCUGGGCGUGGCCGACAGGUUGCUGUCGGAGCUGGAGUCUCCUGCAUGGUGGCCGUUCCGUAAGUUUCCCUGGAACAGGAAAUGCCAACCAGAGCUGGGUAAAGCUGAAGGUAAUGCUUUGCCCGCUGAAGGUGCCACUAGAUCUUCUAAAGAGAUCCUGAGUGUGCCGGUUGUGUUUUACCGCGGUGGUGACAUCAAUGCCUCUGAUGUGAAUUCCGGUGCUCUGGUGUUGCUGGUCUCCUCCCUGGAGGUGCGCGAGGCUAGCGGCCGGCUGGUUCAUCGCUUCCACAAACAAGAAGUGGAUGAGAUCCGUGUGCACGGUGUUUGUGACAUCAGCGUGCGACAGCGCCACAUCGGAAAACCAGAUGUGUGUUUCAGGCUGCUCUCGGCCAAGAUGGCAGAAGUGCUGUGUGUCCUCGAAGUGCAGUACAAGCAGAAGGUGGAGUUUGCCAGGGAUUACUCAGGGUUCCAGGCCACGCCUAGUGAUGACAUCACACCAGGAAGUGUGGCGUUCUGGGGUGCAGGAGAAGACUCAGAUGUUCCUGUACAGCUUCCUGCAGGAGAUCUGAUUCCAGUGCAGCUCCAUGUUCAGCAGAACACAGUGAGCCAGGAGGAGGCGCAGGAGCUCAAACAGAUGCUGCUGCAGUUGAAGUCUCUGGCUCUGGAGGCAGACAGUGAGCUGCAGCGUCAGGACGAAGCCCUAGACGUGCUGGUGUCCUCUAGUGACCACGGCACAGCAACCAUCAGCACACACACACGCAGGAUCAGGAAACUGCUCUGACCUUCAACACCAUCAUCAUCACCAUCACCAUCAUCAUCAGUAACCCACGUGAGCACGGUACAUCAGCUUUACACAAAAAAACACUCAGACAAACUAACUCCAACCUAGACACCCGAGACACUAAAGUUCUGCUGUGUGUGUGAUGUUUGUGUGACUCAGUGACUCCCCCUAUAGGCAGUGAGAUGGACAUGUGUCUCCACAGACUUCUGUAUAAGAGAGAUACCCUGCAUGACUCCUUACACACACACACACACACACACACACACACACACACAGCUAAUUCAUUGAUAUAAUUAUGUGAAUCUGUAUGUUGUGUAAAUAUAAAGUGUAUGACAUUAAUAUAUAUAUUUCUUCUCCUGCACACAAUGUGACCAGUACAGUAACACACAGUCUCCAUCACACACAGCAUGCAUAAACUCUUCACUCUGUGUGUGUGUGUAGUUAUUGUAAAACUGACACACCUGACACAGGUAUAUUAAACACUAGAACAAUGAGGAAUAAGGAGUGGGAGUCACAGGACCUGGAGCAUCUGGGGAUCAGGAUUGAGGGGCAGAUGAAGUGUCACUGGUGUUCGGUCCCAUGAGCGAGUCUGUCAUGUGUGUUUAUUUCCUCAUCUUGUUCAGUUCCCUCUUUACCGGCUGUCAGCUGCUAAAAUUCAGCAGCCAAUCAGAGCGUUUUGAACGAAUCAUCGUGAUUUGCAUAAACAUACGCUCAUGAUCAGAUAUCAGGUUUCACUAGAUGACAUCUGAUGAUUUAUUUAUUUUUAAUUAGUAAUGUUUUAAUUGCUUUUCUUUUAUUAGCAUGCUUUUUGUCACGCAGGAAUGUUCUCUUCAGAUGUUCACACCUUUACCUGUAUCAGCGAUCACCAUGGCAACAUUUAUUUGCACAAUUCUGCUUGUAUUGAAGGGGGCGGUUAAGGGGGCGGGGUUUAAAUUUUUUUUGUCUUUUAUAUUCCGUUCUGUGUAUGUGUUUGAUCGAAAUCCAUCCAGACACAUGUUACUUCUCUAGAUUAAAAAAUACUGUAUGUAUGAGAUCAGGUUACCAUGGCAACUUCCUGGAUGUAAAGCAUCUCACUGUACUGUACAUAUGUGUGUGUCACGACAAUAAAGGGUGUUUCUUUUUAAAUAAAUACGAAAACGUUUUAUUCGCUGUA
Tachysurus vachellii is the source of this 2877-nucleotide messenger RNA. It is a transcript of the gene snap47, whose product is annotated as synaptosome associated protein 47. Lineage: Eukaryota; Metazoa; Chordata; Actinopteri; Siluriformes; Bagridae. The coding region runs from base 474 to 1724 and encodes 416 amino acids. Gene Ontology annotation, molecular function: SNAP receptor activity; syntaxin binding. Gene Ontology annotation, cellular component: SNARE complex; plasma membrane. The transcript is spliced from 6 exons. The record is from RefSeq and is a predicted model, not a curated record. Gene Ontology annotation, biological process: exocytosis; synaptic vesicle priming; synaptic vesicle fusion to presynaptic active zone membrane.